AAUGCACUGUUAAAGUGUAUCUGACAAUGAGCUCUGCUCCGAGCGGCGGGCCCUUGGAUGGGUUUGUCGGCCCGGUUGCAAGCUUUCUACAGCACGUUGCCUCUAAUUUUCAGCUAACAACUGGAUGUGAUGGAUGGGCUUCCAGCCGGCGUGGAUGGCCGGCGUCGCCAAGAUGGGCCGGCCGGCCAGCGGGAUCUGCUUUUGGCACGGCGCCAUCCACCUCAGCGCCGGCGGCGUCCCCAACUCGCACAAGGAUGAUGCUGCGCAGCUACCGGCCACCAAUGCUUGCGGCCAUCACAAUGCAAGGCCCGGUGGCGGUGGGCGGGGCGGGGCCUGGGGCCCUGAGCGGCGCCUUGGCUACUGCCGGCGGCGGGUCGGCCGAGGCCAAGGCCAAGGCCGGCGGGGCCGCCGACGGGGCCGUGGGGGCUGGCGGCGGUGGCGGUGGAGGCAAGGGCAAGAGCGAGCCAGAAGAUCGCAUCCUCAUUUCGGAGGUGGAGGUGGUGGGCUGCGAUGGGGAGCUCAAGUCAAUCGCAAAGCAGGCGCUCACCACGCGACCGAACUUCGCAUACACUCUGGAGGAGGUCAAGGCCGACGUGCGGCGUGUCUUCGCCACGGGCUGGUUCAGCGAGGUGUCGCCGGACGCGGAGGACACCCGUGAUGGCGUCAAGCUGCGCAUCCGGGUCAAGCCCAACGAGGAGGUGCGCUCGCUCACAGCCGCCGGCGCCAGCUUGCUGCCCACGUCCGUCAUACAGGAGGCCUUUGAGGGCAUGCCCGGCCGCACGCUCAACCUGGGCUCGCUGCAGAAGGCCAUUGCGCGGCUGGACGCCUGGUACCACGACCGGGGCAUCAUGGGCAUGGUGUCUGACUACACGUUUGAGGGCGGGCAGCUGCAGCUGCAGUGCGCCGAGGCGGUGGUGGGCAGUGUCACGCUGCGGUUCCUGGACGCCGCCAGCGGCCAGCCCAAGGCCAAGACGCGCACCCGGCCGCACAUCAUCACGCGCCACCUAACCACCAAGCCCGGCCAGGUGUACAACCUGCGCGGCAUCCGCCGCGACAUCAACGCCGUCUACUCCACGGGCCUGUUCGAGGACGUCAACGUCGUCACCCGCGAGGCCGCCGACUCCACCGAGGCCGCGCCCAAGGUGGACCUGGUGCUGGACCUGGUGGAGCGCAAGACCGGCGGCCUGAGUGCGGGCGGCGGGCUGAGUGCAGCCGGCUCGGGCGAGGGCGCCUGGCCGGGCCUGAUCGGCUCCUUCUCCUACAACGAGCGGAACCUGUUUGGGCUCAACCAGCGGCUCAGCGUCAGCGCCGAGAUCGGGCAGGUUGACAAGCUGUUCCGGCUGCAGCACACAGACCCCUGGGUCAACUCCGACCCACACCGCACUAGCCGCACGGUGCAGGUCAUGAACAACCGCACAUCGGGCAACUCCAUACACGGCAAGGCGGAGUCGGACGGCGACGACGGCGGCGGCGCGGGUGGCGGCGUGCUGCUGGGGCGGCUGCAGGGCGGCGUGGAGUGGCAGCGCCCGCUGUCGUCGGGGUGGUCUGGCACGCUGGCUGCGUCCUGCCAGCGCACCCGCUGCAUGGACGAGCGCGGGCGGCCCAUCACCCACGACAUGUACCACGCGCCCAUCACCUUCUCCGCCGACAACAACGACACCGCCCUCAUCGCCGCCGUCACCACAUCCUACAGUGACCCUCACGACGUGGACACACACGCGGUGCUGGGGCUGGAGCAGGCGCUGCCGCUGCGCCGCGAGUGGCUGCACUACACACGGCUCAAGCUGCGGCUGGACAAGGCGCUGCGGCUGGGCCCCUACCUGGGUCUGUUCCUGCGGGGCCGGGCCGGCGCGGUGGUGGGAGACCUGCCGCCCUACGAGGCAUUCCCCAUUGGCGGCACCAAUUCGGUGCGCGGAUACGCAGAGGGCGGCGUGGGCUCGGGGCGGCACAGCGUGGAGGCGGGCGCCGAGCUGCGCGCGCCGCUGCCCGUGCAGCCGCUGGUCGCCACGGCCUUCUUCGACUUCGGGUCUGACCUGGGCUCGGGGCAGGCCGUGAUUGGCGACCCGGCGGGCGUGCGCGGCAAGCCCGGCAGCGGGUACGGCUUUGGUGGCGGUGUGCGGAUGGAUAGUCCGGUUGGCCCGGUGCGGUUGGAGUAUGCGUGGAACGCGCGGGGCGAGGGCCGCUUCCAUGUGGGGCUGGGGUAUGGGUGAGGGCGUGCGUGGCGUGGCCGGCCUCGGGAGUGCGGUCGUGUGCUGCCUGUCGUGUUGGAAGAGGAGGAGAAGGAGGAGGAGGUAGCUUAUUACUCCAAGCGGGGUGCUGAAGGAGGUGCUGAAGGUGCGGGAAGGUAGGCGGUGGCGGUGGGUUAAUGGAGGAGGGGCUGGAGGUGCAGGUGGAGGUGGCACGAGGAUGGGCGGCAUGAGGUGAGAGCGGAGCUGAGGGUUGCGCCGUUGUGGGGUGUUGGCACAGAGGACAGAGGGAGUAUGCCGCAGAUGGCUUGGGUGAGGUGGCGUUGGGGUUAUGAGGUAGAGCUCGAGAGGCAACAGCUCGGAGUAAAGGGGCCACAUGGAGCUCAGGGUCUCGCCAACUGCGUGUGUACAAACCUUACCCGUGACGCCUGGCUUCCGUAAAGACCCUGCAUAAGGUUGCAAAUCUUGCAAUGUUGCAUAAGCA
Messenger RNA from Chlamydomonas reinhardtii, 2670 nucleotides. RefSeq lists its product as uncharacterized. The coding region runs from base 255 to 2210 and encodes 651 amino acids. The transcript has 15 exons. NCBI's taxonomy places the organism in Eukaryota, Viridiplantae, Chlorophyta, Chlorophyceae, Chlamydomonadales, Chlamydomonadaceae. Gene Ontology annotation, cellular component: outer membrane. The record is from RefSeq and is a predicted model, not a curated record.